AUGAGCUGGAGUUUUCUCACUCGUCUCCUGGAAGAGAUCCACAACCACUCCACCUUCGUGGGGAAAGUGUGGCUGACUGUGCUCAUCAUCUUUCGCAUUGUGCUCACUGCGGUUGGAGGUGAGUCCAUCUACUCCGAUGAGCAGACCAAGUUCACCUGUAACACCAAGCAGCCCGGUUGUGACAACGUAUGCUACGAUGCCUUUGCUCCUCUCUCCCAUGUCCGCUUCUGGGUCUUCCAGAUCAUCAUGAUCUCCACUCCCUCUGUCAUGUACAUGGGUUAUGCCAUCCACAAGAUAGCCCGAACUUCAGAGGCAGAACGCAGGAAGCAUCACAGGCUCCUCAAAAAACCACCCCCUCACUCCAGAUGGAGAGAAAGCCAUCACCUGGAGGAUGUCUUAGAAGAGGAGGAAGAUGAUGAUGCUGAGCCCAUGAUUUAUGAAGAUACACUGGAAGUGCAGGAAGCCAAAGCUGAGCCAGUAAACAGCACUAUCAAAGACCCACCAAAGCAUGAUGGCCGCCGAAGAAUUAUGCAAGAAGGACUGAUGCGAAUCUAUGUUCUUCAACUCAUGUCACGAGCUAUUUUUGAAAUCGCUUUCCUUGCAGGACAGUAUCUCCUCUAUGGUUUUCAAGUUAGUCCAUCAUAUGUGUGCAACAGGGUUCCCUGCCCACACAGAGUGGACUGUUUCAUCUCAAGGCCCACUGAGAAAACAAUCUUCCUCCUCAUCAUGUAUGUGGUAAGCUGUCUUUGUCUAGUGCUAAAUAUUUGUGAGAUGCUUCACUUGGGAAUUGGCACUUUUCGGGACACCCUUCGCCUGAAGAGGAACCGGAGCCGACGGAUGUCCUAUGGCUUCCCGUUCUCCCGCAAUAUUCCAGCCUCCCCUCCGGGGUACAACCUAGUGAUGAAGACAGAAAAACCUAGCAGGAUCCCCAACAGCCUCAUCACUCAUGAGCAGAACAUGGCCAAUGUGGCCCAGGAGCAGCAAUGCACCAGCCCAGAUGAGAACAUCCCUUCUGAUCUUGCAAGCCUACACCGUCACUUACGGGUUGCCCAGGAGCAGCUUGAUAUGGCCUUUCAAACAUAUCAAACUAAAAACAACCAGCAAACCUCCAGAACCAGUAGUCCUGUAUCUGGGGGCACAAUGGCAGAGCAAAAUCGAGUCAAUACAGUCCAGGAGAAACAAGGAGCAAGACCGAAGUCAGCCACAGAGAAGACUGCAACCAUUGUAAAAAAUGGAAAGACCUCUGUUUGGAUAUAGAGAUACAUUUUAAUAGUAUAUUAACAGUAAAAGUCUUUUAAGACUCCAGGACUGCACUGUGACACAGCUGGAGGAUUUGUGUGUGAGAUACGACCUCGGACAACAUCAACUGAGAAUUUCAAUCACACAAUUUGAAGGUGUACAGUAUACAGUCGGCCUAGUUUUUUUGGAAAAAAAACCCAAAAAACACACACACAUGAAGAAACGAUCGAUCAAAUCCAGUAUCAUGAAUCCUCUUUGUUACUGUAGUGUGUCAUUUUGUGCUUUUCAUAGUUUUGGACUUGGUUAACAUAUGCUUACUUAGCUAAACAUAUCUAAUUCUAAAAUGUCAAAGUAUAAACAGACUGCUUCAAGUUAUUUAUCUGAGCUACCCUUGACUACCGCUGAACUGGAUUCAUUUGAAAGAGUUUGGCUUUGAAAGUGUGUGAUAGUGCCCUAAAUCCAAUUUGAACAUGUAGUGCAAAACACUGUACAAUGACUCAUUUCUGGAGAAGGAUGAUUGCUGAUUGUUGUUGGAAAGAUGCAUGUUUAAUAUUUGGGGAAGUACUUUCGGAUGUAGUGUGGAUGUGUGUUGCUGGAAGCAGAUUAAAUGUGAAAUAUUUUGAUAAAGAUAAUGAAA
This is a messenger RNA of Scomber scombrus (Atlantic mackerel), 1876 nucleotides long. RefSeq names its product gap junction protein gamma 2 (gene gjc2). Bases 1 to 1257 code for a protein of 418 amino acids. Lineage: Eukaryota; Metazoa; Chordata; Actinopteri; Scombriformes; Scombridae. The record is from RefSeq and is a predicted model, not a curated record. The transcript has a single exon. Gene Ontology annotation, cellular component: connexin complex. Gene Ontology annotation, biological process: cell communication.